AUGACACCCUGUAAGAACUGUAAUGCCGCUGAUACAGAAUGUGAAAAGGGUAGUAUUGAUCUGGAUGGAAGAAAAAAAAGAUACAGAAACCUUUAUGUGAAGGCACUUGAAUGUCAAGUUGAAACCUUAGAAUCUGUUGUAUCAAGGCUCGUGCAUAUAAAGGAAUUAGUGGACAAGGACCAGGUAAAUAAUUAUCCUUUCAACAAAAAUGAGGAAUCACAAUAUCAGGAUGGUGAAAUGAAAGCUAAUAGGAUUCUAAGUAACAGCUCGGAGAUUGUAUUGGAAGACAAGACCAAUAUUAGUAUCUAUGAGGAUAUUGUUCCCUCAAUGCCCAAAGCUGCUGCCCACUUAGAUAAGAAAGCAGCCCUUGAGAACUACGAGGAUCUUGAGGCUAAUAAAGAUAUAGCGGAAUGCUUGGACAAUUUUUUCACAUGGCAAUAUUUUGACAUGAAUUUUUAUGUCGAUAGGAAGAGGUUUUUCGAUGAAUUCCAUCGAAAAACGGAAGGAGAGACUGUGGGGGAAUUUUGUUCAGAAGAUUUGAUAUAUGCCCUUAGCGCAAUAGGAGCAAAACUUUCAAGUAACGAGGAGCUUCAAAAGAAAUCAACAGAGUUUUAUACAGCAGCAAAAAAGAUAAUAUUCUCCGAAAAAUACUUGUACCCAUGCUCCACUACUAUCCAGUCUCUAUUGUACCUAUCUGUAUACGACAACACAUAUAAUGAUUCCAGUUGCUGGAUGCUCUCUGGACUAGCGUUUAGAAUGGGUCUUCAUCUUGGUUUUGACCGUUUGUUGUAUAAGGAGACCUCUAAUUCUAUGGCAUCAGCCACAAUAAAGGCCGAAAACAGGGUCUUCUGGGGGUGCUUCAUUUACGAUCAUUAUAAUAGUUUAUUACUUGGGAGGCCAGUGACGUUUAAGUCUAGUGCAAGUUUGCGAGAAUUCCUUUCUCUUGAGAGAGAAGAGAAUUUUUCUGAAAAGUAUUCUAUUGAUAACACUACCUUCGUGAUGUUUAAAAUGAUUGAACUCUUCACAUUGCUGGAACCAUUUGUACAAACGCUCAGUCUGGCAGAUGAAACUGAAAAUAAGAUCGUACAAAAUUUGGAAUCCUUGCUUAGAACACAGACAUUGAAUAAUAUAAACUUACAAUUAAUGAGAUGGAAAAAUGAUAUAGAAUUCGGAAUACUAUGGAAUAAGGAUAGUGCUAAUUCAACAGAUCAGGAUUUAUCAAUGUUGGCACUUAAAUACUACUAUUAUUUGACAGUACUUUGCAUAAACAAACCUUUUGCCCCUAUUAAAACAGGAAAGGAUUCUAUCUCAAAGGAAAUAAGGCAAUCUUUAGAGUAUUCAACUGAGCUAUCUGUCGCAUGCAUUAAAGAAGUAGUUGCCUCCUUGCGAGUUUUUUCAGAAAGAAUGCAAUCUUUUAAGUACUUGACGGUAACCAUGAUCUAUACAAUUGUUCUAUCGUUGAAUUAUAUACUUCUAUGUGAUACGAAUGUGAUGGUGAACGUUGAGGGAUUGAGAGAAGAUUUCGAGUACUUAUUGUCAGUUCUCAAAACCGCCUCCAACUACUGGAAAACAGCAUCAAGGUCAUACGAAUUGAUAUUAACUAAAAUGCGGCAGAAGUACCCUAGUUAUUAUGAAGAAAUGUUUAAACUUAAAUCAAAGCUAGAGGCUACUCGAAGUCAAAGUAAUGAUACACAAUGUAAUUAUGAUUUUUCAGAAUAUUCGGGGAUAAUGGAGGACUAUAAGGUGGCGGUUCCUAGCACGGCAGACAGUAUACUAGAUACGCAUGAGUUAUGGAAUAAUAAGAUUGACUUUAGGGCAUUAGACUUUUUAGAUGCUAAUAUAACCUCAUGGUCUCAUGUGUUUCCUGAUUUAUACAAAUAA
Molecule: messenger RNA, 1881 nt
Organism: Debaryomyces fabryi
Lineage: Eukaryota; Fungi; Ascomycota; Pichiomycetes; Serinales; Debaryomycetaceae
Product: fungal specific transcription factor domain-containing protein
Exons: 1
Coding region: 1-1881 (626 amino acids)
Biological process (GO): DNA-templated transcription
Molecular function (GO): zinc ion binding; DNA binding
Source: RefSeq, a predicted model, not a curated record